AUGUUUUGGCGAAACCCAAGGCAGCCUCCCGUCAUGAAAGCUCUCCUCCUGGUGGCGCUGGCCGCCGUAGCAGCACCCUCUCGCGCCCACGAGAUCCUGUGGGGUUCGUGUCCCUCCGUCGAGCCCGUCGCCGACUUCGACAUGGAGCGGUUCUCAGGUUUAUGGUACGUGAUCGAGAAGUUCGACAACGACGAGAGCUGCGUCACGUGGAACAUCAGCAAAGGGUCGGAACCGAACAGCUGGGUCCUCCUCGAGCGAAAGGCCUCGGGGUUUCUCUCCACGGUGGGCCUUGACCAGGAUGACCUCCACACGGCCGCCAUCACCCUCGAUCCAGGUCGUCCGGGGGUCAUGCAAAUCAACUGGCGUCUCAACAUCGUGGGGAGUUACGAGAUGACCGUCCACUCCACGGACUACGAUCGCUUCGCCGGCGCCUUUGAGUGCCAGCAGGUGGCCCUCUUCCAGCGCCAGCAGGCCACGGUGCUCUCGCGCAAACCCAACCUGCAGAUCGACCUCAGGCAGAUGGCCCGUCUAGACCGCGGGGAUAUCCGUGUGGAGUACUACAGGCCGGUCUACCACGGUGGCUGCGGCUACGAAGAGUCCUCUAUCUUAGCAGGGGCAGGGAGCAGCGAUCCUGGACCUCUGGGUGUUCCUUCGGGCGUUCUUCCGGGCGCUUCCUUCGGCGAUCUGAUUCAGUAG
Messenger RNA from Penaeus indicus, 696 nucleotides. Its product is annotated as apolipoprotein D-like. Gene Ontology annotation, biological process: response to reactive oxygen species; lipid metabolic process. The coding region runs from base 1 to 696 and encodes 231 amino acids. The transcript is spliced from 5 exons. The record is from RefSeq and is a predicted model, not a curated record. NCBI's taxonomy places the organism in Eukaryota, Metazoa, Arthropoda, Malacostraca, Decapoda, Penaeidae. Gene Ontology annotation, cellular component: cytoplasm.